Fragaria vesca subsp. vesca is the source of this 1573-nucleotide messenger RNA. Its product is annotated as coiled-coil domain-containing protein 22-like. The transcript is spliced from 6 exons. Gene Ontology annotation, biological process: positive regulation of ubiquitin-dependent protein catabolic process. Lineage: Eukaryota; Viridiplantae; Streptophyta; Magnoliopsida; Rosales; Rosaceae. The coding region runs from base 1 to 1407 and encodes 468 amino acids. Gene Ontology annotation, molecular function: cullin family protein binding. The record is from RefSeq and is a predicted model, not a curated record.
AUGGAAGACUCGCGUGAAAUACUCCUAAACUCGCUCGCCAGCUCCGGCGUUCGCGUCCCAUACGACGUGUCGUCUGUCCGAGACCUCACGCCGGCUACUUUAGUCUCGAUCUGCGGCCAGUCCCUCAACCUCAUCGCCAAAACGUCGUCGUUUCCGACUUCGCUACCUGAUUCCUCCGUCGCCGACCAGUUCAACGUCUGUAUGGCCAUGGCCUCCGGGAUCCAGAGCCUCGGCUACGUCGGCGAUAUGAGCUUCCACAAGUUCUUGUAUCCAUCUGAAGAGGACUCGUGUAAGUUGGUAAGGUUCUUGGUGGAGAGGCUUUCAGAGUCGUCCAGGAGUGGAAGCAGGGGUGAUCUCAAUGACAUGGGGAGAGUGAAAGAAGAUGGCUUUGAAAGCGAUUUGGCCAGCCAAAAAAGAGGUGAGGAUAGACUUGCACCCAAAUGGGAUGAAUUCAGAUUGAACGGUGAAGAGCCUGAAGUAUUGGAUAGCAAGGGUGAAGAUGCAUCCGGCAGUUGUGUUGCUAAUCAUAUGCUGCAAAGAUUGGAGGAAAUGAGUAUUGACAAGGUAUCCAGCAGACCUGGUGACGCACAUUCAUCAGAGGAGAAACAGCUCACAGAGGAGGUUACUGCAAAGACUUUAGAAUUGAAGCACCUUGAAGAAGAGCUGGAAUUGUUAAAAGCAGCAGUAGCUAUAGCAUUUGAUGUCGAUCGUCCCACUGAAUUUUACCUUGAGGAACUUAAUCAGCAAGUGGAUGCUCGUAAGAAACACAUUGGAGAACUGAAGUUACAGCAGGAAGAAAUCAGAAGGCCUUUAGUAGAGAAAAGAAGAUGUCUUCAGGAGACUCUAUCUGCAGGUAACCCUGAUGCUCAAAAAAAGAUGCAGAAGCUGAAACAGCUUGAAUUGGAAAAGGAAUCCAUCUUAGCUGCAAUUCAUAAAAGGGAGGAGGAACUUUCUCAACUUUCUGGGGAUCUAGAGAAGCAGCCAAAAGUAGCAUCAAGGAGAUCUUACAUUGAAAGGGUCAAAGAGAUCACAAAAAAUAGUCGGAAGCAAGAAGCUGACAUAGAGCAGAUUUUAAAGGACACCAGGGAGCUUCAGUUAGAGAGUAAUUCUAUUCAAGAACGCCUCCAUCGGACCUAUGCUGUUGUAGAUGAGCUAGUGUUUAGGGAAGCAAAGAAAGAUGCAGUAGGGAGGCAAGCUUAUAGGCUCCUCACUAGCAUCCAUGAGAGCUUUGAACAAAUUCGUGAGAAGAUUCUGGCAACUGAUAGAAUACGCCGAGAAGCAACUGAACAUGAAAAGAAGCUAGCAUCCAUGGCUUCACGAAGCUUAAAUGCAGACAAGUUACAAGCAGAUCUUGAGGUCAUUAGGAGGGAAAAUGAGUACCUAGAGAAAUCUCUCCAGGAUAAAUAAAACUAUCGAUCUUUCUUUCUGGUGAGAAUGUACAUUAUUUCAGCUGUAGACUUCUCCAGAUUGCAUUUAUACACAGCGAAGUUUGUAACCCCUAUUCCUUAUCAAAGUUUCUUUGUAUACAUAUACAAUCUAUUUUCAAAGUCCCCAUUCUAGUUUGAUGAGUUGC